Messenger RNA from Penicillium expansum, 1125 nucleotides. RefSeq lists its product as uncharacterized. The transcript has 4 exons. Bases 1 to 1125 code for a protein of 374 amino acids. The record is from RefSeq and is a predicted model, not a curated record. Lineage: Eukaryota; Fungi; Ascomycota; Eurotiomycetes; Eurotiales; Aspergillaceae.
AUGAAAGAAGUCGUACGCCGAGCCGACACCCAGGCGUCGGCUCGGCGACGACUCGGUGACGACGAUGAUGUCCCCUCACGAUCCUUUAUCCCCUCAGAACCCUUCAUCCCAUCUAUUUCCUUCAUCACGCAUGACCGCCACUCAAUAAGGAUCAAGAAACCUGUUCGUUGCAUUAAAGCGGGUGCUCCGGACACGCCUUCCGAGGCCCCGGCUUCCGAGGUCUCGGAUGAGCAGAUGGCUGAAGAGGUCCCUCAUGCAUCUGACCAAGCUAUAAAUACAACUUCGGAAGUCCCAGCUUCGGAGGUCCCGUGUCCAGCAGCUUCGGCUAGCACACACGAGUCCGACCAAGUCGUGGAUGUUGUCCGAGCAUCCGAUAAGGUGUCACACGCAUAUUCCGAUACUCCACUUUUCUACAUCGGCAAGCUUGCUGAGAAAACCUUUAAAGAUAUGCUCUGGUUGCAGUUUGGCAAAAAGUGGGAAUCGUUCGAAAUCAGGUUCCUCACCGACAUGAAAAAAUGUCCCUCGGUCGUUAUGGUGAACAGAAACAGCCCAUGUCCACUCGAGUGGCUGCCACUGGAGGUUCGCGCGACAAUAUGGAAGUACGUUUUCGACGACGGCAAGGAGGCCAUCUUUCUCAAGAAGGAUGGGAUGACCCCAAAGCUUCCAACUUCCAUGCGAGUUGUAUCGUUCGGCUGGAUUUCAGAGGCGUGGUUCGGAUACAUGAGUUCGCUAAGCAACCGGACUCUGGUGGUGACGGAUUUCCCAAGAAAUGGCUACCUUGCCCCACAUUUCCCCAUCUUCCGAGAACUGUCGACGGUGCGGAUCCGAUCAAUCAAAUUCGCGCUGGGUGACAAUGACCCCGAGAAAGCCAAAGAACGCACUCGCGAUUUUAUCGGAUUCAUGUUAAAGCACAAAAAUCAAGGAUUUCUCGCCGUCCGCACGAUGAUUAUCGAAUUGAGAAGCAACUGGGAAACUGAGGACUUCACCGAGAUGGCUCUUGCCGAGCUGCUGGUAUGCGGCGCAUUCGUUGAGAUCGAACGAAUCCGGAUUCAUGGAAAGAUCACAGACGAGAAACUGAACCGGCUGCUGGAGCGAGCCCGAGAGUUCGCGCGAGCCUCAUUCUGA